Molecule: messenger RNA, 2322 nt
Organism: Tuber aestivum (summer truffle)
Lineage: Eukaryota; Fungi; Ascomycota; Pezizomycetes; Pezizales; Tuberaceae
Source: the annotation of a GenBank genome assembly
AUGCCCGACCAACAGGCGCCCCCUGCAGGUCAACCUGUGGUUCCACCACCCACAAACCAACCUGAACUCUGCUCUCCUAGAUCAUGUUUGUUUCCAAGGCCUAGCUCUGGGUUUAAAAUACCAGGAUUGUUUCUGAUUGACGCUUCUUACAAUUCAGACCAAGAAAUUUCAGGUGCAGACAAUAAUGAACUCGGUGGCUCCAGUCCGCAGGCGAUGCAUACGGGAUCCUUGGGAUCCACCGGGAACGGCGAAACGGAUACCAACAAUGCAGAAUCCGUAAACUCCCAUGACCCAAUUGAAUAUUCUACUCGUCUUCCUGACCCCUUUCCCCCUACAAUCCCCAACAAUACUACAGUAACACCCGCGGCACCAGGACCAGUCGAAUCAGAAAUGGAUCACACUAUGGGAGGCACAGAGUACGACGGACCGGAGGGCUCACGAGAGAAAGUUAAACAAGGGGUGGUAUCCUCCGAGUCAGAUGUUAACUGUCCACCUCCUGCAGAUGCAAUGAGUGAAACGAAGGCGCCGGCCGAGAGAGAGAAAGCACCAAUCGAUCCAGAUUUCCUUGAGGCAGCGCAAGAGGACGGGAGCAAUCCAAAUAUGGAAUGGCAAUUCUCUUCGGACGAUGAAACGAGCGACGAGGAGGCAUUACCAGUAGAGGGAGAAGAUAGUGACGAGGAAGGAUGCUACUCUCCUAUGAAUGCGGAAGAGAUGGCCCAGCUAUUAAUGCAGGAGGAUAACGGUUAUGAUAACUCCCCCUCGGUUUGCACCCCACAUCGUACCAAAAACGAGAUUGCAGAGGAUGAAGCAGAGCCUGAAAAGCCCAAUAUUUCACUUACGCAAGAUAUGGCAAUCAAGCCCGUAGGUUUUGUCAAGUCCAUUGUGGGAAAGUUGGUCCUUAUUGAGGCUUCUGAUCCGGGGUACCAACGGGUUUUGGGGGAAGGUUCUUUGCUGGCAUUCGAAGAUCGUACUAUUCUGGGAGUUGUCAAUGAGGUCCUCGGCCGCGUGGAAAUGCCAUUUUACACUGUCCGGUUCAAAAGCCCGGAGGAGAUUAAGGAACUUCGUGUGAAUGUGGAGCGCAAGGUAUUCAGCGUGGUACAGCACAGCGAAUUUGUCUUCACACAGCCAUUGAAAGCGAUGAAGGGCAGCGACGCAAGCAAUCUCUACGACGAGGAAAUCCCCAUUACAGAGCAAGAGUUCUCGGAUGACGAGGCAGAAGCAGAAUAUAAGAAAUCCUUGAAGGAAGCGCGACAAGAGAAGCGGGGUGACCGUGGCAGUGGCCGCGGCGACGGCAGUGGUAGUGGCGCCCGCGGCAGAUAUAGCGGUGGCCGUGGUUGGGGGCCCAGAGAGCAGAUCCCAACCCACAUUGAUGAGCCAUACAUUCCACUAGCUCGUCCAGCAAAUCUACAGGAAAUGUACACGUCGGAGCCCCCCCCUCCUCCCAGUACCCACGGGGGGCAGAGAGGCAGCAAUCGCAAGAGAGGCGACAAGGGCCGGGGUAGGGGUAGUCAUCGCAGUAAGGAUUCUUUUGCUGGAAGAGGCGGUCGCAGAGGCAGUCACUCCCAAAACGACAGUGACAGACCCCAGUUAUCCCCCCCGGUUCCCACAUUCGGCCCCAACACCCAAUUCAACCAGCCACCUUCAAGUUUCCAACAACCCUAUCCUUACACUUUCCCAUCUCAGUGGCCCACCCCGGAGCAGCAAGCUGAGUUCGUCCGGCUCAUGCAAGGGCAGACUGGCCAAUGGCCUAGCGCCAGCCAAUUCCCAAUGGGCCCGCCAUUCUCGUUGCCCCCACAUCUGCAAUAUCAGCAAUUCCAGCAGCAGCAACCGGUAUACCAAAAUCAGCAGCAGCAGCAGCAGCAGGGAUCGCACUUCGCCGGUCAGCCAAAUCCCCAGCAACAGCAAUUCCCUAAUCUCCCAACGGGGGCAUACAUUAACCCGGCCUUUUGGGGUGGGCAAGGCCAAGCUCCCCAGGCCCAGGCCUCCCAAGCUCAUACUAAUUACAGCCCUCCAGCACUCACUCAGCAAAACCCCGCUUUGGCAGAUGAAACUGCCACCACAAGGACAGUUAGAGAGUCUCUUGAGAUUUUGAAAAACUUAUCCAAGUGAAGGCCUUCGAGCUUAAUCCCCCCCCCCCCCUUUCCUGUUCGCCGCACCAUGUCUUUUUAUUUUUCCUGAUCCAAGGCCUGCUUUUAUGGGGUUUCUCUCCCACGCUUUCAUUCAUCGAUAUUCAUAUGUGUCUCGAGUUUGUAUAAUUGGAUAUGGAUGGGAUCAAAAGUUGUUACAGUAUAGUAGAUGCAUAACCAAUAGGCUAACCUCUGU